AAAACUACAAUACCUUUAAGUUUAUCAGUUCUUCCUCGUUUGGCCUAAAAGAGUGGCCCUGGCCACAGUGAAUCGACUCCUUUGGAGACCUCACCUCCUCGCUGGGAUUGCAGAAAAUUCGUGGCAGUUUACCCAGGCGGUGGGCACAUGAGGCACGCAUGAAAUUCCAAUAGCGCAGCGGAGCUGGUGCGUAGAAAAGCACAGGCUCCAAAGCAGGACAUGACGACACGCCAGGACGAUGAGAACGGGGGUGGUGUGACCGAGCCCGCCCCCUUUCGGGUCAUGCCCCACCCGGAGGAAGUGGCCAACUUCCUGGCACAACAGCAGCAUCAGCACCAAAACCAAAACCAAAACUACCUGAUCCACCAGCAGCAGCACGGACAGGCACCUGGGCCCAUGAUGUGGCCACCUCCGCCGCCGCAUUUGGCAGCCCCCCAGUUUCCGCCCCAUCUGCAGCAACAGCCCCACUUGUACAACGAGUAUCUCUACAACUUGGCCUAUUCGGGUCAGCCUGGCCAGCCAGAAAGCUACUCCGUGCUGCCUGUGGGGCACGGCAACUUUCUCAAGGUAUACCACUGCCCGGAGAACCCGGUCAGCGAGGGCAGCGCUCCACUCUUCACGCAUAUCAACAUGGUGAACCACCAUCAGAUACAGCAGCAACAGGCCGCGCCGUCGACCGCGCCACCCCUUUACGAACUGUUUGCCACGAAUCCUUUAACUUUGCCGCAAGCUCAGCAACAAGAGGCGCAUCAGCGCCAGUCUCAGCAGACGCAGUCUCAGCCGCCACCUGCUCCCCAGGCCAUUCACUCCCCGAGCAGUGCCAACCUGCUUAUUAACAACCUGGUGAACAACUGGUCGCCCAACCUGACUGGCGGGAGCUACAUACAAUUCGGGGACGAGGCUAACGAGAAUAACAACCACCAGACUGAGCCCCCGGCAGCCCAGCAGCUGCAGGCGUCCAAGCAGGUUCUGCAGAAUCCGCCGGAGCCACCGUCGCAAUCCGUCAGUCCACUGCCUUUGACCUCGAAACCAGCGAAACCCUUGAAGAUGCCUUUGGCCACUGCCACUGUCUCACCAACUGCCAUUAACAAGUCGAGCGUCGUGGUGGCUGGCCAACCUGAGGGCAAGAAACGCAUCGUAGCCGAGGUGAAGCCCAUGCCCAUGUCUUACUCCGAUGUGCUCAGCAAGGGCACCAAGUCGAGCGCCGCUGGGGGAGAGAUGCGCGCUGGCAACGGAGUCGACUAUAGCAGCCAACCGCUGCGGCGUCAAGGCAAGGAUGAUGGAAAUGGAAAUCGGGAAAUGCGCACGGCCAAGCGUUCGCCGAUGCACGAUGCCAAGGAAAUGGGUUCGGUGGCGGCUAGUGUUGGUCAUGCGCACGGCAGCCGAGGCAAGAAGCGAGGUCAAGCCAACCAGGCUGCGCCGCUGAAGCAGCAACAGGCCCAACCACUUCAGCCCACUCCACAGACGCAGAUCAAACCAAGCAAGCCUAGUAAUCAAGAGAAAAAGCGGCCGUUGCAGCCGAAGAACUUAAACAUCAACACCCUCAAGGCAUCGGAGCAAAAGACAACUUCCGCAUCGUUCCCCACAAUCAGCAGCUUGCAGAACCACAACAAUGACAGCAAUUCGACUACUGCCACCGGCUUUAGCACCUCAUCACGUAAAUCGGGUGGUACCAAAAUCAACUCGAAUGCAAGUCACUCGAAUCAAACUGGAGGAAACAAUCUGGGCAGCAGCAACAAUGCCAGCAUCAAUUACUCCAGCAAUAACAAUGUUAGUUCCUCUUCGUCCAAGCGGUAUUCCUCCUCGAAUGUAAAUCUUAACUCGAACUCCAGUUCUGGCUACUCCUACUCCUCGAAGCGCAAUCGAAGCAAUGCCUAUUCCUCGUCUAACUCGCCCUCACAUGCCAACAGUUUUUCCAGCAAUCGCAACUACGAGUUGGCUAAGCGAAUUCUGCACACUUGGUGGAUCUACACUCUGAAACUGCUAACCUGGCUGUUCUAUUUGGUCUAUGACAUCGUUGUGCUGGGCUUCAGUAUGGCCUAUGAGCGUAUGACACUGGCUUAUGUGGCCGGGUUGGCUUAUGCGCGUCAGCUACAUAAGGAACUCAAGCAGAACUCUGGCAAGCCGAGCAUCUGGUGGAGAAGUUACUGGCGUCGUUUCGACGCUCGCUUUGCCAAGAACUCCCGCUGGGCUGUAUGGCGACGUUUCUAUAAACGGAAACCCCCUGAACCCACAUCUGAGCAGUUCAAAACUGGCCGCUUGCCCCAAACGGGAGAAGAGGCAAUGUACUCGCUGCUGAAUUGCAAGGGAAAGGAUGCUUACAGCAUACUUGGUGUCCCACCAGAUAGCUCACAGGAGCAGAUCCGUAAGCAUUACAAGAAGAUUGCCGUGCUCGUACAUCCCGACAAAAACAAACAGGCCGGUGCUGAGGAAGCUUUUAAGGUGCUGCAGCGCGCCUUUGAGUUGAUCGGAGAACCGGAGAAUCGUCUUAUCUAUGACCAAAGCAUCGCUGAAACUCUGCACGCUGAGAAGGCGUGGACGGAGCUUCAUGACCUGCUUUCCCAACUGCAAACUAAAAUGGCUGAGGCAGCCAAUACUAUAAGAUGUAGCACCUGUGCGCAACGUCACCCUCGCAAGCUAACCGAACGUCCUCAUUAUGCUGCGCGGGAGUGCGCCUCCUGUAAAAUUCGACACUCCGCCAAAGAUGGCGACAUUUGGGCCGAGACCAGCAUGAUGGGUUUGCGGUGGAAAUAUUUGGCGCUAAUGGACGGCAAAGUCUAUGACAUAACCGAAUGGGCGAACUGCCAAAAGGGAGCUCUGUCACAUUUGGAACCAAACUCGCAUAUGGUGCAGUACCGCAUAGUGCGCGGUGCUCAGCAACAACAGCAACAGCAGCAGCAGCAACAACAUCACCAGCAACCGCAGCAACCACAUCACGAUAGGGGUGGUCACCAUCCAGGCGGAGGAGUCAGUGGGGUUAGCGAGGCUACAUUGCACGAGUUCUUAGACAAUUUGUAUAGCGGUCAGCAUCCAGGGGCGCCCAACGCCUUUGCCGGGAAUGCGCGACGCCGUACGCGACGAAACUAAGCAUUGCGAGCGUAGUUUUAAGUGUUUUAAAAUCUCUAAUCUACAGUUAUAAUCCAACACUUCGCCGUAUGUUGCUUGGUCCUUACUCACUACCAAAACAAAGCAAAUAAGCAGCAGUUGGGCACUCAUCUUCCCUGCUCUUAGCGCAUUGACAUGCAAUGCGAUUUCUAUCCAUCUCUAAUGUCAAGUUUAUAAGCCAUAUUGACCUUUACAAGUUGUAUAGUUUGAAUAUUGCUCUAAAGAAGAUCGUGAAAUUGUUUGAUUUGACACAUUGAAUUUUGUUUUAUCUUUUGAUUCUGCCUCCCGUUUAUGGUCAGCUUAUCGCGCUUAGCUAUUAGUAAAAACUUUAGUUUUAAGUUCUAACUUUACUAUCCCCGUCAAUUUCGAAUGCGAAUGCGACGGCACACAUGUAAAAUCUAACACAUCCAAUUUAAAAAACAUUAAUGUUAAUAAAACAAUAUUUAUCGCAUUAGCCGAA
Messenger RNA from Drosophila rhopaloa, 3565 nucleotides. Its product is annotated as dual specificity protein kinase splA. Gene Ontology annotation, molecular function: dopamine receptor binding. Lineage: Eukaryota; Metazoa; Arthropoda; Insecta; Diptera; Drosophilidae. The record is from RefSeq and is a predicted model, not a curated record. The coding region runs from base 220 to 3087 and encodes 955 amino acids. The transcript is spliced from 7 exons.